Messenger RNA from Cavenderia fasciculata, 6234 nucleotides. Its product is annotated as SNF2-related domain-containing protein. Gene Ontology annotation, cellular component: nucleus. Gene Ontology annotation, molecular function: ATP binding; ATP-dependent chromatin remodeler activity; ATP hydrolysis activity. The record is from RefSeq and is a predicted model, not a curated record. NCBI's taxonomy places the organism in Eukaryota, Evosea, Eumycetozoa, Acytosteliales, Cavenderiaceae. The transcript has 4 exons. Bases 1 to 6234 code for a protein of 2077 amino acids.
AUGAGCAGUGGUUAUUGGAGUAGCGGUAAUGGCGGCGCCGGUAUCAGAAAGUCAUCUGCAACAGUACCGGCAGCAGCAACAGCAAAGUCAAAGCCAGAGAUCAUUGACUUGGACACUGACGAUGACGACGAUGAUGUUAUGCUUCAAGGUGGUGGUAAUGUCGUAGCACGUAAACCAUCUCGUCAAAGAACUUUUGUUGGUAGUAGCGGUAGCAAUAGCAAUAGUAGUAGCAGUAGCAGUAGCAGUACAACAUCAACAUCAACUUCUACAUCAUCAACAAAAGAUCAAAAGAAAGAAAACAAGACACCAAAUACAUCAAAUACAAAUACAAAUACCAACAAGACAUCAAAUACAUCAACUGAAUCAACAUCAACAACCAAUAAGAAUAAAGUAGAAAAGACAGAGUUGGUUGGAGAAACCUCAACUGCAGAAAAAGAAACUGCACCCAAGAAGAAACCUCUUAUUAUACCAUCGCCCUCAGAGAGUGAUUCAUUCAUGCGGGUAUCAAGUCCCGGAUUAUCAUCUCAUCUUUUACACACUGGCAAGAAUAUACUAGUACCAAGACAAUCGAGUACUAUCCUCGGUGGUGAUAAUAAUAAUAAUAAUAAUAAUAAUAAUAAUAAUAAUAAGAACAACAAACAAUCUACAUCGACAUCGACAUCAACGACAACCAUUUCACAAGGAUCUGCAACGACACCAUCGACAUCAACAUCCUCAGCAUCCAUCCCCUCAUCUCAACCAAACUCCUCUGUUGCAAUUGAUAAUGAUAGUAAUGAUAAUAAUAAUAAUAAUAAUGAUACCAAUGAUAUUACAUUUAAUGACAACGAUGUUAUUUUAAAUGAUAUUAGUAAUGAUACCAACAAUAACAAUAAUAAUAAUAAUAAUAAUAAUGAUAAACCAAAUGAUGAUAAACCAAAUAAUAAUAAUCCAAGUAAUAUCAAUCCCAUAUUAUUUUCAAGCAUUGGUAAAGGAGGGGGAGGUAGCAACAUUAACAAUAACAGUACCAACAACAACAACAACAACAACAACCUUAAUAGCAGUAGUAAUAAUAGUAAUAAUAACAAUUCUAGUAUGAAUGUUGAUUCACCUAUAUCUAGUCCUCCACCUCCAAUAUCAACAACCAAUGAUAUAUCAACAUCUGGAUCUACCAUUACGACAACAACAUUGCAGAAAACUCAUCAACCAAACAGACCCAAACCGAUUGAUCCGAGGGUCCAUCAACUUUUAGGAGAGAUUGAUCUAUUAGAGUACCAAGACAUUUUGGCAAAUGAAUGUAUGACUUGGGAUGUAUUAAAGAUUUGCACAGUACAAGAUUUAAAACAAUUGGGAAUCCCCUUUGGUCAUUCACUUUUAAUUAAAUCUAAAGUUAAAGAUUCACCAAAUACUACACCAGUUCCAGCACCAGUAGUGGUACCACCAGUCGUUUCACCUCAGCCAAGUCCUGAUUUCUUGAUGCAAAUGUUCCAAACUUUGGUUCAAAGUUCGGUUCAACAACAAACAAGUCCUGUAAACUUAUUCUCUUCUUUUCAGAAUAUGUUUAGUUCUUAUUCACAGCAACAACAACAACAACAACAACAACCUCAACCUCAACCACAACAAACUCCACCUCAACCUCCACAAUCACAACCUCCUCAACAUCAACCACCUCCUCAAACCUCACCUUUACAACCAACUCCACCUUUACAAUCACCCAUUUCACCUUCUCUAAGUAGAUCACAGAUUGAUACAAGCUUUGAUUCACCUCUAACCCAUGAAGAUUUGGGUGGAUUUGAUACAACGACAAGUGAAAAAGAAGAACAAGAAGCAAGAGAAAAUGAAGCAAAAUUGGAAAAAGAGAAACAUGAUCAACUUGAAAAGGAAAGAUUGGAAAAGGAAAGAUUAGAACAACUUGAAAAAGAGAAAUUAGAACAAGAGAGAUUAGAAAAGGAACGAUUGGAAAAGGAGAGACUUGAAAAAGAAAGAUUAGAACAACUCGAAAAAGAACGAUUGGAAAAAGAGAGGUUGGAACAACUCGAAAAAGAAAGAUUAGAACAACUUGAAAAAGAACGAAUAGAAAAUGAGAGGUUGGAAAAGGAAAAGUUGGAAAGACUUGAAAAAGAACGAUUAGAAAAAGAAAGAUUAGAACAACUUGAAAAAGAACGAUUGGAAAAUGAAAGAAUUGCCAAUGAAAAGAAGGCUGAAGAGGAGAGAAUCGUCAAAGGAAGAGAGGAAAAGGAGCGCAAACGAUUGGAAGAUGAAAGAGUGGAAAAGGAGAGAUUAGAGAAUGAGAGAAUUGCAAGAGAAAAGAAAGCAGAGGAAGAUAGAAUCAUUCGUGAUGAAAAAAUAAGAGCUGCAAGAGAAACUGCUGAACGUAUCACUAGAGAAACAUUGGCAAAUGAUCUAAAUAAUAAUAAUAAUAUUAAUUUUAGAAACUCUCGUGAUAGAGAUGAUCCACAACAACAACAACAACAACCAUCUAGGUCAUCUAGAGAUAGAGAUGAUAGAGGAAUAGAUUUUAGAAAUUCGAGAGAUGGUAACAACUUUAGAGGUUCAAGAGACGAUACUCCACAUUUUAAUAAUAGGGAUGAAAGAAAUCGAUAUUAUGAUAAUAAUAGAGAUCCAAGAAGAAAUAAUAAUAAUAAUAAUAUUAAUAACAAUAAUAAUAAUAAUAAUAAUAAUAAUAAUAAUAAUAAUAUUAAUAACAAUAUUAAUAAUAAUAAUUAUCCUAAUCAAUUUGAAGGAAGAGGAUCAAAAGAUAGAGAUGGUGAUGAAGUGAUGGGAGAUCAUCAAUAUCAUCAACCACCAGCACCACAAACAUCACCAAAGAAAACGUCAAGAAUAACAGAAGAUGAAAUCAUGACUGAAGAGUAUAGAAAAAAGAUUGAUGGAAUGAAGGGACCGGUUAAUGUGGCCGAUGCAUUGGGAGCACAACCUACUUUUAGAUCUGCAUCGACACCACCAGUUUCAGCUCCAUCUGCAGCUACUGCACGACCUCAAUCAUCAACAAGAGGAGAUGUAUCUGGAGUCGAGUUGGAAGGAAUCAUAGAGUUUGUUGGUGAAAAGAGACAGGAAUGGUUGGACAAGAAUCUUGGUCGAUUGAAGAAAGAUGCAUUGGCCAAAUACAACAAGAUUCACAAGAAUAUGCUAUCGUAUCGUACAGAUCUUUCCAAUAUGAAUAAUCGUACCAUGAGAGCAUUGUCGUCGCUUGUUCAAGACGAUGUCUCCAAGUUUAAAAAGGAAGGAUGGAAGCUUGUCGAACAUCAGUUCCAAGAGUACUGGGAGCUCGAGUGGCACUUUACACUUGCCGGUCGAGAUGAGCCACCCUCUUUUGGAGAGGCUGCAGAGCAGGUGGAUACAAAGUCACCAAAAAAACAAACAAAUAGAGCAGUCAUUCUCGAAGACGAAGAUAGUCUAAGUGAAAAUGAAAAUUGGGAUGAAGAUCAAGAUAUAUCGUUAAACAAAUCAACAACAUCUACUACUAGCACUAGCACUACCACAACUACUGGUAGCGGUAAUAUUAAAGAUCGUUUUAAUCUCAAUGAAACAUUAUAUAAUCCAUCAAAACAAUUACCAAAGAAAAGAAAAACCGAUAAAGACAACAAUAGUGAACAACCACCACAACAACAACAAGCAGAUGAUAUGCAAGUGGAUCAAGACGAAGAUGAAGAAUUAAUUGUACAUAAAAAACACAAGUCUACCGAUAUAGAAGAUACAAACACCACUGCGACCGAGAAUAGUUCGACAGACGAGUCAGACAUUGAACUAUUCCCUCCACCAAAGAAACCUGCAGCCGGUGGUCUCAAGAAACCUGCCACUAAAAAAUAUACAACCGACGAUGACUAUGAUGAUUCCGAUGAUUCCGACUCGUCGUCGUCUUCAGAGUAUUCGUCGUCAGACUCUGGAUUUGAUUCGAGUAGCUUCUUUGACGACGAUAGUAGCGACAGUUACACAGACAGCAGCUCGGACGAGAGUGGCGCAGAAAACACCCAGCGAAAAGACCCGUCUACAAAGCAGCCGGCCAGACCGGCCAAACUGCUCAGCAAGCAGUCGUCCAAGGUCAGACCCAUCUCUCCCAAGAGUACAGGGGUGGUGCGCAAACUAUCGACCAAAAAGGUAGAGGAUGUCAACGAAGACACACUGCGCAUCCGACGAAAAGAAGAGGAAGAGGCAAUCAAGAUUCAAAAGCUGCGCAAAGAGAGAGAAGAUAGUUAUAGUCGUGACAAGUCGUUGGUCUAUGCCGGCAAGACGCCGUCAGACGAUAUUCUCAUCCACCGACAGCUCAGCACCCUACUCAAGCCGCACCAGAUCCUCGGUGUGCGGUUCAUGUGGGAGAAUAUCAUUGCCAAGGAGAAGGGUUGCAUUUUAGCACAUUCAAUGGGGCUCGGCAAGACUCUGCAGGUCAUCACACUCAUUCACACUCACGUUCAAUACGCGAAAACCAAAGCCAAGUACCUGCUGAUCGUGCCAGCCAACACUCUCUACAAUUGGAAGAACGAGUUUAGUAAAUGGUUGCCACAAGACGCCAACGAUGUCAAAGUCACCAUUUACAUGCCACGUUCCACCGAGUCCAAGAAGCGUGAGGUCACCAAAGACAUCAACAACUGGCACAGCAAUGGCGGUGUCAUGUUGCUCACAUACGAGUACUUUAUGUACUUUUACAGCGAUCAAGAGUCGCAAAAGUCUACCACAUCUGAUUUCCAAAAGUUGAUACAUUGUGACAUGGUCUUUAUCGAUGAAGGUCAUAAAAUCAAAUCACAAUCUACCAAAUCCUAUAUAUCAAUAUCCAAGAUCAAGACUGACAAACGUGUCAUUCUCACUGGUUAUCCUUUACAAAACAAUCUCAAGGAAUAUUAUACAAUGAUUAAUUUCAUUAGAGAAAAUUAUCUUGGUUCAACUGUAGAGUUUAGAGAUCGAUUCAUAAAACCAGUUGAAAAUGGUUCAAAAGAAAAUGCUACAAAAUUUGAAUAUGAUGAAAUGAGAAGAAGAUUAUCAGCAUUAUCAAGUUUAACAAAAGAUUUUAUUUUUAGAUUAGGUCCACAAGUUUUAGAAAAAGAAUUACCAAAAAAAAUAGAAACUAUUAUUUCAGUUAAAGGAACAGAGAUUCAAUAUAAAUUAUUGGAUAUUUUAACAAAGUUGGGAAAGAGAAUUAUUGAAAGUCAAGAAUUGGGAAGUUUGAUUUGUAAUCAUCCAGAUACACUAUUGGAGCGAAAACCGUUGUCUGUAAAGGAUAUUAACAAGAAAUCGGUUAGAGAGUUGCGUGAUUUGUUGAGAAAUCAUCACUUGCCAUCACACGAUUGCACAGAAAAGGACGAGUUGGUGAAACGUGUACUCUAUGUCAAUGAGUGUCGUUUCCUUGCAGUAGACUCGCCGUUUAUCGGUGAACUCGAUUCGACAGUCUACCGAAAGGGAGUGAUUGAACACAGCACCAAGAUGGUCAUCCUUUUCAAGUUGCUCGAGCAAUGCGUGGCUCUAAACGAGCGAGUCGUGCUCUUUACAUCGUCAAUCGCCACACUCAACCUGCUCGAGUACUUUUUGCAGCUGCGUGAGGGGUUCAAGUGGCGCCAAGGUGUUGACUACUUUCGUCUGGAUGGCACGACCCGUCCCCAGGACCGUCAGAUCAUGAUCCACAAGUACAACGAUCUGACCAACUCGAUCAAGCUCUUUCUCAUCUCGACCAAGGCCGGCAGUCUGGGUACCAACCUAACAGGUGGUACACGUGUCAUCCUCUUUGACCUCAUGUGGAACCCUGUGCAUGAGCGUCAAGCAGUGUUCCGGUGCUUCCGUAUCGGUCAGACCAAACCAGUCUAUGUGUACACCAUCAUCACGGCUGCCACACUUGAAGAAAACAUGUACCCGCGUCUCAUCUCCAAACAACAGUUGGCCAAGCGUACCAUUGACCGUGAGGCGCCCAAACGCACGCCGUCGGCCGUCCCAGCCAACAUCAUGGACACUACCACCAAUUCUUUAGAGCAAGAUACUGUCGGUGUCCAAGAGCUCAUUGACAAGUCGGAUGAUCCCGUCCUCAAAAACACCGUCAACUCUUCCAUGUCCAAUAUUGUCAAGUUGCACGACUUUACCUCCUUUUUCGAAGAAGACGCAGUCGGUCAUCUCACCAAAGAAGAAGAGGAAGCAGCACUCCACAAGGUUCGUUUGGAAAUGGAAAACAAAUCAGUUCCUCCAGGUCGUCAAGAAAGAGUUAGAGUAUUUGAUUUCUAUAAUCCUCCUUCUUUAACAAAAACUACUCCAAUGUAUUAA